AACUAUAAUAUAAUAUUAUAUGAUAAUAUGCGUACGGUCGAAAAUCUAUGUAUACGUUUUUAUGUUUUUCCGCGGCAUCAAAUGCGUUUGUUUCGACGGGAAUUUUUAUGAAAAAUAUCUACGAUUGUUGCAGCCAGUUUGCCACCGGGUUCGAAGAAUAGGCGCCGAAACAAGAUCAUUUUUUGACCAAAUGAUCACUUUUAAACUCACCAUCUUUCACGAAUAUAUAGUUUGAUCAAGUAAAACGAGACCGAUGAUUGCAGUAUAGAAUGAUACACACACACGACUCGUGCGAGCCUAUUAGUCGUAAUUAUUAUUUCGUUGUUUCUUGAUGUUUUUAAGUCAUCGGCAUGGUAUUAUGGUUUAUGCAUAAAUCAUUAGUCAUACUGAAGACACUAUAGGCAUCUGCCCGCCACACGGUCAUUUUUAACAUCGUGCAAGUCGUCUCGCGCAUUUGUUUGAAAAAUCAAAUUGAUUUAAAUUAUUUGUAUGCCUCACCUAAAAUUGAACGUUUCUUAAAUUUUUAGCAAUAUACGACAGGACAGUAUGGUGUAUCGUGUAUGUAUUGGACUGUUAAAGACUUAAAGUAAGUAGGAAAUUCAAAUUUUAAUCGAGUUCGACCGUAUUCGGCGUAUUGCCGGAUUCAAGGAUUUUUUGAUCUUCAGCGCAAAGAAAACGAAGACGACGGCAGUGUGACCAUUUGUUCGGAAACUCGUUUCGGUCUGUCAGCAGCAUUGACCGUGGCCUGCAGCGUGCGUCCGUCAACGAUAAUAUUAUUAUUGUAUGCUGUUUCGUGGUGUGCGCGCGCGCGCUCGAGUGCAUAUAUUGUGUUUACCAUACAUCGUCAUUAUCAACGCGUAUCGCCCGAUUAUCAUUUCAUUACCAAUAAUAAUAAUAAUAAUAACAAUAUAAAAAAUAGUAUUAAAUAAUAAUACUAAUAAUAGUGUUUUCCGUUUUGAGUACGCCACCGUUGGUUAGUGUAACUUUGCAAAUCUCUCCGUUUGGUUUUUCGAUCAAAAAACUAGCACGCGCGGAACUGGUUUCGAGACAACACCGCCGACUACUACGACAGCAUAAUUGUAUUGCGCGUUUGCGAAAACGAAUUCCGCGGCGCGUACGCGAUUUGUGAAAUUUUCGUUCGUCACUGUUAUGACGGAUCGUCGUCUGACGAGAUCCCGAUCCUCCAAAAUCCGUUCCGGUCGUCCACGUUAACCCGGGAAUAGCGGUGGUCAAACAGUCAUUAAUUGCAAUAAAUCAAUGUCUUGUCACGGAUAGAUUGGAUCAAAUGAUCGUUAGCCAAUUGUUAAACAAACACUGGAGAAAUGGAUCACGGGUAUCAAAAUACUGGCAGAACUCAUUUUGGAACAACUCCUCAACAAUUGGUUACACACUCAUUUUGCGACAGAGCUUCACCAGUGUCACCCGUCACAAACUUUGGAAGUUACACUUCAUUUGUGCAACACAUAAAAGAUGACAGCAAUAUGAAUUCUUUACAACGAAAAGCGCAAGUGAAAUUAAAUGCCAUGCCAUGGUUUCAUGGAAAAAUAUCAAGAGAGAUGGCUGAAGAUUUGCUAACACCAAAAGAAAAUGGCCUAUUUCUGGUUAGAGAAUCUACUAAUUAUCCAGGAGAUUAUACACUUUGUGUUUGUUAUGUUGGUAAAGUGGAACAUUAUAGAGUAAAGUAUAAAGAUAAUCAACUUACAAUUGAUGAUGAAGAAUUUUUUGAAAAUCUAUCACAAUUAGUUGAACAUUAUCAAAAAGAUGCUGAUGGACUAUGUACACAAUUAACCAAGAGUUUACCUAAAAAAGGUAAACAAGAAUUUUGCAUAGAUACCAAAUCAUUUAUUGAUGCCGGUUGGGUUAUACAAGAACAGGAAUUACAGUUAAAUGAAACAAUUGGCAAAGGGGAAUUUGGUGAUGUAUUAUUGGGAGUGUAUAGAGGAGAAAAAGUAGCUGUUAAAAUGUUGAAAGACUCCAGCGUAGAAGCUCAAAAAUUCCUAACAGAAGCUUUACUUAUGACGUCUUUAAGGCAUGAAAAUUUGGUUGAACUUCUUGGCCUCGUAUUAAAUGAAAAACAUUUAUUAUUAGUUACUGAAUACAUGGGUAAAGGAAGUCUUGUUGAAUAUUUACGCUCAAGAGGAAGACUUCAUGUCACCAAAAAGGAUCAAAUUAAUUUUGCUGUUGACACAUGUAGCGGUAUGGAGUACUUAGAAUUUAGAAAGGUAGUGCAUAGAGAUUUAGCAGCUCGAAAUGUUUUGAUAUCAGAAGCUGGAGUAGCUAAAGUAGCAGAUUUUGGAUUGGCACGUGAAGAAAAUUAUAUUGUGGAUGCUGGGAAAUUACCUAUCAAGUGGACUGCCCCUGAAGCACUUAGACAAGGGGUGUUCUCAAAUAAAUCAGAUAUGUGGAGUUUUGGUGUUCUGUUAUGGGAAAUUUAUUCUUUUGGUCGAGUUCCUUACUCUAGAAUACCAUUAGUUGAUGUAGUAAAACAUGUAGAAAAAGGUUACCGUAUGGAAGCUCCUGAGUGUUGUCCUCCAGAAAUAUAUGAAAUCAUGAGACAAGCAUGGGAUUUAUUACCUGAUCGAAGACCAACGUUCAAAGAUGUAAAGACCAAACUAGCACAGUUAAAAGUUGUAACUAUUAACUAAGAGUUACAUUGACUAAUGUAAAAUAAUAUAUCUGUGCAUUAACUUUGUUAAUAUCUGUAUAGUAUCAAAUUUAAAUUAUAUUUUAUGAGCUAGUCUUUAUUUUAUCAAC
Rhopalosiphum padi (bird cherry-oat aphid) is the source of this 2754-nucleotide messenger RNA. It is a transcript of the gene Csk, whose product is annotated as tyrosine-protein kinase CSK. The transcript has 11 exons. Gene Ontology annotation, molecular function: protein tyrosine kinase activity; ATP binding. Lineage: Eukaryota; Metazoa; Arthropoda; Insecta; Hemiptera; Aphididae. Gene Ontology annotation, biological process: protein phosphorylation. Bases 1323 to 2645 code for a protein of 440 amino acids. The record is from RefSeq and is a predicted model, not a curated record.